AUGCGAAGAAUUAUCGAUUCCGAAAGUAGCAGUCAAGAAACCCACCCAGUCCUACGAAGAAGUUGCCGAGCCAGGAAGGAAGUCAAGAGCUAUAAUGAAGACCAAGACUACAGUGGCUUGGAAGAAAUCGAAGAAACACGUAGAAGAUCACAGUGGAGAAUGGGUAGUGACACCAGUGAUAUCGAACUGGAGAUUUGUACGUCAGAGGAUGACCAGGAUCAAAGCGAGACCAUCAGGCAAGACCCAGAAUUUGAUUUUGACAGAAUGACCAAGCGCCAGAGACAAGCCUUCCUUGUUAAGAACAACAUGAUGAAGGUCAGCGAGAAAGCUGUAGAAGCCCACGGUGGCCAACUCGGUGAAAGAGAUGAGACAGUUGCAAUUAAUCAUUCAGGAGGUCAGUGUAUGUACUCUUUAGACACUAUCCCUAAGAACAAAUCUAUCCGGGAGAAGGUCAAAUCUAGAAAAGACAAAACUCUUGAGGAAGAAAUUGCUGAUAAACGUAAAGAACUUACAAAUAUGCUGAAAGACCUUGAUCAAAAGACUAAAAUCAGAGAGAAGAGACAUAAAGAAAAUAUGAUCAAGAAGGCUAUAAUGAAAGUUAAGAAAGAAGAAAUAGCUCAGACUGAAUGUGUAAAGUACAUCUCUUCAAUAAGAAGGAGAGAUAAGAAGUUCAUUGAAGCAAAGAUACUUAAAGUUCCACCGAGUGCGAAGAUGACUUAUUUCCAGCUCUCUAGUACAGCUUCUCUCUCAAAUUUGAGUGCUAGAUCUAACCAAAAGUGAGAUAACUGCGGAACAAAUAGCAAGAAAUAUAAAUGAUCAAAAUCUGCUAAGUUUGCUUGAAGUCUCCCUUGCUAUCGGCAAAACUUAAGGCAUUUUAAUAUUAAUCCUUCAAUUUAG
Molecule: messenger RNA, 897 nt
Organism: Moneuplotes crassus
Lineage: Eukaryota; Ciliophora; Spirotrichea; Euplotida; Euplotidae
Source: the annotation of a GenBank genome assembly